Molecule: messenger RNA, 1521 nt
Organism: Coniosporium apollinis CBS 100218
Lineage: Eukaryota; Fungi; Ascomycota; Dothideomycetes
Product: L-lactate dehydrogenase (cytochrome)
Exons: 2
Coding region: 1-1521 (506 amino acids)
Biological process (GO): lactate metabolic process
Molecular function (GO): heme binding; L-lactate dehydrogenase (cytochrome) activity
Source: RefSeq, a predicted model, not a curated record
AUGAACCACACCAGCAACGAUACCCAAGCCGUCAAGCUUUCAGGCGAGGAAGUGGGCAAGCACAACUCGCGCGAGAGCUGCUGGGUCAUCAUCCACGGGCGUGCCUACGAUGUAACUGAGUUCCUACCUGAGCACCCCGGUGGCGCCAAGAUUAUCCUCAAGUACGCCGGCAAAGAUGCCUCGGAUGAGUAUGAUCCAAUUCACCCGCCAGACACGCUCGACAAGUUUCUGGACAAGAAGUUCCAUCUGGGCGAGGUGGACAUGAACACGGUGGAGCAGGAGACGAAGGAGGAGGAUCCGGAGGAGCAGGAGAGGCAGGAGCGGAUCAAGAGGAUGCCGAUUCUGGAGCAAUGCUACAAUCUUAUGGACUUCGAGGCUGUGGCGAGGAGGGUCAUGAAGAGGACUGCAUGGGCAUACUACUCAAGUGGUGCAGAUGACGAGAUUACAAUGCGAGAAAACCACUCCGCCUUCCACAAGAUCUGGUUCCGUCCCCGUGUGCUCGUCGAUGUAGAAAAGGUGGACUUUUCGACUACGAUGCUAGGCACGAAAGUUGACAUCCCCUUCUACGUAACCGCGACCGCGCUCGGGAAGCUAGGAAACCCGGAAGGCGAGGUGAUCCUCACGCGCGGCGCGAAGAAGCACAACGUGAUCCAGAUGAUUCCCACGCUCGCCUCCUGCUCCUUUGACGAGCUUGUAGACGCCGCAGAAGGCAAUCAAGUGCAAUGGCUACAGCUGUACGUCAACAAGAACCGUGACAUCACGAAGCGGAUCGUCGAGCACGCCGAGAAGCGCGGCUGCAAGGGCCUCUUCAUUACAGUUGACGCGCCCCAGCUCGGCCGCCGCGAAAAGGACAUGCGCUCCAAGUUUUCGGAUGUCGGCUCGAACGUGCAGUCCACGGGCGGCCACGACGUUGACCGCUCCCAGGGCGCCGCUCGCGCUAUUUCUUCCUUCAUCGACCCGGCUCUCAGCUGGAAGGACAUCCCCUGGUUCCAGUCCAUCACCAAGAUGCCAAUCCUCCUCAAGGGCGUCCAGCGCGUCGAGGACGUCAUCCGCGCCAUCGAGGCGGGCGUCCAAGGCGUCGUGCUAUCCAACCAUGGCGGCCGGCAGCUCGACUUUGCACGCUCCGGCAUUGAGGUUCUGGCGGAGGUGAUGCCUGUCCUGCGCGAGCGCGGCCUGGAGGAUAAGAUCGAGAUCUACAUCGACGGCGGCGUGCGGCGCGCGACGGACAUCAUCAAGGCGCUAUGUCUAGGCGCCAAGGGCGUCGGUAUUGGCCGCCCGUUCCUGUUCGCCAUGAGUGCGUACGGCUUGCCCGGCGUCGACAGGGCGAUGCAGCUGCUAAAGGACGAGAUGGAGAUGAACAUGCGGCUUAUUGGCGCCGCGAAGAUCGAGGACCUCGAUCCGACGAUGGUGGACACGAGAAACCUUAGCUCACACACGACGGUUGUGCCGACAGAUACGUUGAGUUUAGGUGCUUAUGAUGCGCUUAUUGGGCCGAAGGAGAAGGUGUCGGCGAAGUUGUAG